AAAAAACACCGAUAUUUCCCGGUUUUGUUUUUAUCAGCAUGGCUAACAGCUGGCCGGAACACUUCUAUAAAAAUGCUGUUUCUAGAGGGACGCCAUUAGGAGUAGGACCAGGAUAUUACAUAUUCAAAUCCGGUUAAAAAUAUAAACAGAGUUGGCGGCAAAGAUGGAGUUGGCAGAGAAUAAAACGUCACCCAGCGAGGAAACUAAUCAGGAAUACAGAGUUUAUGUUAGCUCGAAGAGAAAAGUAAAUGAGCAGCUAAACAAAUAUAAAGAGGUUUUGAAGACAGCGCUGGACGGACAGACGGAGGUUACAGAGGAGACGAAGCGACUUUUACUGCAGGAGCUGCUGGCGAGCUUUGAGGCAGCUGUUCUGGUCAAUGUGUUGGUGAAUGGACAGCCUUGGGAGGAGGCACCUGAUGUUGAAGAGGAGGAUGAGGCUGUGGAUCUGGAAGGUCUCUUGGAUGAUACCAUCGUUGAGACCACCAGGAGGCGGCGUACAUACCCCAGGAAGAUCCUUCCCCAUGUGGUCCAUGCCCUCAAGGCUGAACGAAAAAUUAUGGGAUUAUAUGAGCCUGCAGUCAAACCUCAAGAGGUGGUCAAAGAUCCUGAUCAAGAGAGCAUCAUGAGCGAUUUGUCAGCAGCUGCUCCUGGGAUGGUAAAACAGGCCAUCCAGGUCAUAAAGUCGAUCAACACUCUGCAAAAGCAAGCCGAAGGCCUCUGUGAGAUCCUCAACAUGAAACCCAGUCAAGCCUCUCAAGAGGUCCACAGAGAGGUGUUGGGUUUUAACGGCCAAUCAGAUGCUCUCACGCCUCCCGCAAAUGGAGCUACAAGACACAGGCAGCCAAUCAAGAGAGCCAUAGAAGAAGCGGCAACCACAGAGGGCUAUGUGCCCCCAGCCAAGAAACCAGACUGGAUCAUGGGAGAGGACAAGCAGAAGUGACGCACCGUCUUACUGUUACCACAGGACAGUAGAGCAACACCAUGCAGGUGUGAUGUGUAAUGGACUGAGUUUUUUCCACACAGUAGCUUUUUGGCUCUACAAUAAAAAGUGAUAAUAAAAUAUA
Molecule: messenger RNA, 1064 nt
Organism: Amphiprion ocellaris (clown anemonefish)
Lineage: Eukaryota; Metazoa; Chordata; Actinopteri; Pomacentridae
Gene: nsl1
Product: NSL1 component of MIS12 kinetochore complex
Exons: 6
Coding region: 164-940 (258 amino acids)
Biological process (GO): mitotic sister chromatid segregation
Cellular component (GO): MIS12/MIND type complex; kinetochore
Source: RefSeq, a predicted model, not a curated record